CCGGAAGUUCCUCCGAAAGGGGCGGCUCCGCGUCAGGUGACUGGAGUCCGCGUAGGAGGGGUCGGAGGUCCUACCCAACAGUUUGGGCGGUAGGACUGGCCGUUUAGCCGACUAAGUGGUACACUGGGCGGCCCCCACGGUGUUAACUGCGCGGAAGCAGACAGGAUCUCGCUCUGUUGCCCAGGCUGGAAUACUGUGCCAUGAUCUCCUCUCACUGCAGCCUUGACUUUCUGGGCUCAUGAGGUCCUUCCACCUCAACUCCAGAGUAGCUGGAACUACAGGUGCAUGCCACCACACCCAGCUAAUUUUUAAAAUAUUUUUUGUAGAGAUAGGGUUUCAUUCACUAUGUUGCCCAAGCUGGUCUCAAAAUCCUGGGCUCAAGCAGUCUGCCUGCCUCAGCCUCCCAAAGUUCUGGGAAUACAGGCAUGAGCCACCACACCUGGCCACUUAUAUGUUCAAUUAUGUAUACAAUUUUACAUCCUGCUUUUUCCACUUAACAUUAUGUCAUGUAAUUGAAAUGUCCAUGUAAGCAAAAUCUUUGUGAAAAUAUUAUUUUUAAUGGCUCUGGUAAUCUAUUAUGUGAACAUACCAGCUUACUUAACCAAUUUACUUAACCAGGGAAUGGGAGCUUAACUGAUCUCUCCUGGGUGAAGAGAGAAAGAGACAUUAAAAUCACGGAGCCUUUUGGAAGGUUAGACAGAUCUGGGUUAGGUACCCUAGAAGGGUAUGUGAGCCAAGCAGGCCAGGGCUGAAGGACACUAAGAAUCAAAGGCUUGUCUUUUGCCUCAGUCCCAGCUCUUACUACCUUACCAUCCUUAUAUGUUCCCUGGGCUUCAGUUACACUGAACUCAGCACAGGGAACACACUUGUUCCUUGUGCUGUGUCUACGUCCUCCCUAGCAUUCCUUGUCUUCAGGUACUAUGUACACACUGCUGUCAGUUCCCAGUACAGUCAGUUGCCUUGUUGGUUUACUUGUCUGUGUCUCCCUUUAGACUGAAGAAACGUUUUAUCUCUGUAUCUUGAAUGUCUGGCAGAUAAUAGGAUCUUUAAUUAAUCUUUGAAGGUAGGAGUGACAUUGAAAGAGUAGAUAGGAAGAUUAGAGGGAACCAGAGAAGAAGACCAGUGCAGCCCCAAUGAAAAGAAGCCAAUCCUUUCUCUGUUCUUCUGAUCCUAUAUUUGAGGGUCAGAUCUCUGGGCUAGCCUAGGGACCUACACACCACUUUGACUUUAAAAUUUUAAAGCUGGUUUCUGUGUGUUCCAACUUCCAAUAAACUUAUUCAGAGUUCUUUUCAUUCCAGCCUUCUAUGAGUGUGAUGUAGACAUUCUUGGAAUGCAGGUCCCAUCUCUGCCUACAUGUGGUCCAGCAGUAGUCUAAUGAGCAGCACAGACAGGCUCAGGCAUGCCAGAGUUCCUGGCAGAAAGCUUCCGUGUGAAUAAGCAUAUGUCCACAGAGACAAGACCUCUGUUGGGAUUGUGCCAGUUAUUUAUCACCCAAAUUCAUAAUCUUGAUAACUAAGAUUAAUGUUUCUAGGUGCCUCACUACACCCUGGUCUAGAAAUUCUUGGAGUUAAAGGAGCAGAGAAGGCAGAUUAUUAAUUCCUACAGUUCUCUAGAACCUUAUAAUUGAAUUUCCUAUGAGGUGGGCCAGGGCAAGUGGACCAAAGGCCAACUCUGGGAAGGUAAUAGUAUUGAAGAUACUGGGUCAGUCAACUUCAGCCACCACGCUCUGUGUUCCUACAGAAUCAUUAAGUGCUGCAAAUCUGCCUUAGUCCCAGCACCACAUGUGUCGCCCUGGACAUCUCAAAGUUAGGACUGUUCUUCAAAACUAGGUGAGAAAAGAGAUGCAAAUCAUCAAGGGAUCUACUGUGGCCAUAUGGACAGUCAGUGAUGGAAUCAGAACUUGAACUCAGAACUUUCAGGAUUGAGGAAAACUGGAACAUGAGGGAUUUCCCUGAAGAGAGUCUUCACUCAGAGCUUCGCUGACAGCCAAGAAUGGCAAGCAAGGGGCCCUCGGCCUCUGCCUCCCCUGAGAACUCCAGUGCAGGGGGGCCCAGUGGGAGCAGCAAUGGCACUGGCGAGAGCGGAGGGCAGGACAGCACCUUCGAGUGCAACAUCUGCUUGGACACAGCCAAGGAUGCCGUCAUCAGCCUCUGUGGUCACCUCUUCUGUUGGCCGUGUUUACAUCAGUGGUUGGAAACCAGACCUAACAGACAGGUGUGUCCAGUUUGCAAAGCUGGUAUCAGCCGAGACAAGGUCAUCCCCCUCUAUGGAAGGGGCAGCACUGGGCAACAGGACCCCAGAGAGAAGACCCCUCCCCGUCCUCAAGGACAGAGGCCAGAGCCGGAGAAUAGAGGGGGAUUUCAAGGUUUUGGAUUUGGAGAUGGUGGCUUCCAGAUGUCUUUUGGAAUUGGAGCAUUUCCCUUUGGGAUAUUUGCCACAGCAUUUAAUAUAAAUGAUGGGCGGCCUCCUCCAGCUGUCCCUGGGACACCCCAGUAUGUGGAUGAGCAGUUCCUGUCACGCCUCUUCCUAUUUGCGGCCCUGGUGAUCAUGUUCUGGCUCCUGAUCGCCUAAUGCUGGGCUCCUGCCUAUAUCCGUGGCAGGGCUCUGGACUGGUGACGUGCCAUCCCCACUCCUGGUGUUUGGCUUCCUGGCUAACCUUGACUCCUAGAAUCAGUGGGAUCAGUAACACAUCAAGGAGUCUUGUUUCUCCAUCAGAGCUUUGGAACUCAAGACCAGUUGGCAAUGACCCGAGUAUUGCCACUGCUGUAAAUACCCUAUAACCUCAGGCCUAGGCCUUGAGUCCUCUCAAGGGUGACACCAUGAAAUCUUGUUUCAUCCAGUUUAGCAGGUCCUGACUCUGCAGAGGGAAGAGGCAGAAAGAGAAACAGUCAGAGUAUAAUUUCACCUGAGUUUAAUAUUACAAAAACAAAAGGACGCACCAAAUAUUAUUUCUGGAAACUUUCAUCUCUUUAAAUACCCCUUGGAAAGUUGCCUCUGAAGCCAGUGGGGGCUUCUCAAAGAGGUUCCCCUUCCAAAUCCCAGUGCUGCUCUGUUCUCUUUCCUCCCCCUCCCCUUCCUCUUCCUCUUCAAAGAUACAAGAAAUUGCUGUCCCAUAAAAAUCAUAAUUGCAACAGCUGAAGCUGGAGUCACUUCAUGAAUUCACCAUAGAUUCAAAGAUCUUUUAUUGGCUCUGGGCUAUGCUCAGCGUCUUUGGCCUCAGAGAGCAACUUGAAUGACUUCGUGGUUUCCUGGCAUGAAUUAUUCCUGGUGAGACAUGUGGCUUCACUUACAGAUUUCCUAUCAGCUUUCUCCCUAAAACUAUGUGCAUCUGCCUCUCUCUGCCAGAGAACACACAGCCAAGACUACUGCUGAAGCUGAGACUGACUACUGUGCAUAAGGAAGGACCUGGAGUCAGGACUUUGGUGGGAUUUUGAGCUCCGAUGCAGGAAUAACUGAACAAGUAGCCCUAUCCCCUAGGCUGCAGAAGCUUGAAUGCAUCCUCUCCCAGAACCUGCCAUAGGAAACUGGGGGCUUUGUCAGGUCAGCCCAACUGCAUGCAGAAGACCACCGUCCUCAGAAGCCAAGUUGUCCUUUAAGAAGAGGCAAGGAAAGGGGAAACCCACAUGUGACCCUGAUUUUGGUAUGGCUUGAUGGAGUACCCUGAAAACUUUAUGUGUGCUAAAAUCAGGGAAGCAUGUGACUCCCAAGCAGACAACCCCUGAUGAUUUGUAAAGCCAGGUGGCAGGGCUUGGGGAGCCCCAGCACAGUGAUAAUGGUGUGGUCUUCCCUCCUGUGGAAUCGAGGGGAAAUUAUUCUUCCCAAUACUUUGAUUUGAUUUUCAGUUUCACAAGCUUCUUCCUCUGAACCUUAUUGAGGGAAUGUGGUACUAAGCAGGUAGGACAGUUCACCUGGUGGAACAGUUCUUGCCCUGCCUUCUACGCUUCAUCCCAGAAGUCCAGCCUCUUUCUGGAGACCCCAAAACUCGGGGGAGAUGGGCUUCCUCUGAGCCUCUUUCUUUCUUUCUUACUUUGCCAUCCACACUGGGUAACACUCAGCAAUGACCAACAAAUGGUAGGAAGCCCCACUUAGUGCUUUUUCCCAGUUAUAACUCUGCAUAGUUUGUGGAAACAAAGAUCUUGAAGAAGAUGAGGGAAGCCCUCCCCUCUUACAGCCCCCACCCCUUCUCCUUUGUACCUGUCGACACCAGAGUUCAGUGUUUAAACAGACAAAAUAUAAAGUAUUGAGUAGGUGGUUUAUUUGCUGAAUCCACUUAGGAGGAAGAAGCCACUAGCUUUAUAAUGUGCCUGAUGGAUUUUUAAACGUUCCUGGGCACCCACUCAAGAGUGCUCUUUUUAUCACCUUCUGGAAAUCCCCAUAGUUGGAGGGGCCCCUGGAGUGUCUGCUCUAGAGAGAAGUGGUGGGACCCCUUCAGUGCAGUGGCCCUAGCUAGUGGAGGAAAAGAGGACUUCAGUCAGAUGGACUCAACAGAAAUGGGUUUCUAGAAGAAUACUGAAGAGUUGUGGGUAGGAAAAUCAAUAAUUUGGACUCUUCAACAAAAUGGAAUGAGCCCAGGAGAGCUCCACCAACAAAGGCAUUCUGGGAACCUGUUACUAAAGCCAGGCUGGCCAAAUGCUGUUUGAUUUUGAACCUUAUAGGUCCCCACUCACCCUCUGCCAGGAGCUAAGGCAGGAGAGCUGACUUGGGACUGCUGGCUUGGCCCCAACAGGGAGCCCCCUUUCUACCACCCCUCUGCAAGCUCAUCACCUCAUCCUUCUGCCAAGGCAGCUUUCCUUUCUUUUGUGUGUUUACUGUGUUCUUGAUCCUGCCACCCUUGUGGACUAGGACCAGGUCCUGACCACAGUCAGAAAAUGAUGAUAUGUAUAGUGGCACACCUUAACCAGUCAGUAAUUUUCACUGUUGUGAAAGUGAUUUGAUUUAGAAUUAAAUAAAUGGUUUUACAUUA
Messenger RNA from Callithrix jacchus (white-tufted-ear marmoset), 4963 nucleotides. The record is from RefSeq and is a predicted model, not a curated record. NCBI's taxonomy places the organism in Eukaryota, Metazoa, Chordata, Mammalia, Primates, Cebidae.